Messenger RNA from Malassezia japonica, 2598 nucleotides. RefSeq names its product DNA helicase. The record is from RefSeq and is a predicted model, not a curated record. Gene Ontology annotation, biological process: double-strand break repair via homologous recombination; replication fork processing. NCBI's taxonomy places the organism in Eukaryota, Fungi, Basidiomycota, Malasseziomycetes, Malasseziales, Malasseziaceae. The transcript has 2 exons. The coding region runs from base 1 to 2598 and encodes 865 amino acids. Gene Ontology annotation, molecular function: hydrolase activity; DNA binding; ATP binding. Gene Ontology annotation, cellular component: nucleus.
AUGCCGCGAGGCGCCGUGUUUCACACGCUGAGCUACCUGUCGUUUUCAGAUAUCGUGCGCUUGCUGUGCGCCGACAAGCGCCUGCGGCCGUUUGCAAACGCGCGGCACUUUGCGCCAUGGCGCAAGCGCUUCCUGAAGCUCGCCGCGGCCGAGGCGGCGUACGAGGCGUGCGUGCGCGCGGGUGAGGAGAGCGGCGAGACAGAGGACGCGUUUGUCGCUGCGUACGGCGAGGCGCUCUCGGCGCUCCAGCUCGCGCGCGCGCCGCUGCAGAUGCACGAGAUGCUGCACGCGGUCGUCGCGCAGGACUUUGACGCGGACGCGGCGCAGAUGUUUCUCGUGCCGUGGAUCAUGGGCCGCUGCGAGGCCGGGAGUGCGUUUGCGCGCUUCGCAGCGCCGGUCGCUGUCGAAAUGCUGUGCUUUGCGCGCGUCUUUUUUGUCGUGCUGCGCCUGUCGCGCCACUUUAGCAGCGGCCCGUCGCACCGCCCGUACCACCAGAUGGUGCAUGUGCUCGACGCGGAUGCGGAGAGCGCGCUGCACCGCUUCUUUUCGCCGCGCCUCGCGCCGACGCCGCCCGACGCGCUCACGAGCGAGCAGGCGGCGUUUGUUGCGCACGACGUGCGUCCUACGGAUCUCGUGUGUGUCCAGGCCUAUGCCGGCACCGGAAAAACGCGCUCGCUGUACGCGUACGCACAGCGGCGGCCGUCGUCGCGCUUUCUCUACAUCACCUUUAACGCAGCGACCGCGCGUGCGGCGCGCGCCGCGUUUCCGCCGAAUGUCGAGUGCCGCACGAUGCACGCGGUCGCGCUGCGGCACGUCCAGCUGCCUGACGGCCAGGCGCUCGGGACGCUGCGGCCGCGCGACGUGGUCAAGCUCCUCCGGGGGCAGCUUCCCGAAGGGCGGCGCAUCAAGGACGAUGCGCGCCCCGAAAAGCUCGCUGCGCCGUCGGUCGCGACGUACAUCCUGCGCACGCUCGACCGCUUCAUGCAGUCGGCGGAUCCCCAGAUCCGUGCCGACCGUCAUGUGCCGAAACACAUGGCGCAGUGCACGGACCUCCGUGCGAACGACGUGGCGCACGCCGCAGCGGCGCUCUGGGACAUGAUCUGUGCAGGGCGCACCGAAUGCCCGCACGACGCGUACGUCAAGCUCUUGCAUCUGCAAGGAAAGAGCCAUUUCGGGGACUAUACCGCGCUGCUCCUCGACGAGGCGCAGGACUUGUCCGCGUGCCAGACCGCGAUUCUGCUCCGUGCGCGGGGCACGUCGGCGGUCGUCGUCGUGGGCGACGUGCACCAAAAGAUUUACGGGUUCCGCGGCGGGAGUGCGGCCGCGUUCCACGCGCGGACCUAUCCCCCGACGGCGCACUUUCAGCUCACGCAGAGCUUCCGCUUCGGGCCGCAUGUCGCGCGGCUCGCGAGCCAGGUUCUGUCGCUCAAAGCGCCGCCGCCGUGGGCGCCGCACACGCCCGCGCCCCGCCUGCACGGCACGGGGCCCGACGCGGUGCUGCUCGGGACGUCUGUGCAUGGGCCCCAUACCCGCGUGUACCGCACGAAUGCGCUGCUUGCGCACGACGCGCUGCGCCUCGCUGCGAGCGGCACGCCGCGCCUAUUUUUGAAAACGAGCCAGGCGAUGCAGCCUGCCGCGCUCGCCGCGCUGCUGCGCGACGCAUAUACCUUGUACCACGGCGAGGUCCCCCCGCCGUCCUCGUCGCUGCGCGAGUUUGCCGCGUGGAAAGAGCUCGUAGAGCACGUCGAGGCGGACGACGGCGGGGGCGACAGUAAGCUCGCGCUUGUCGUGUCGCUCGCGCCGCUGCUGAGUGCGCCGACGUUUCUCGAGCACGUCGCACAGCUCGAGCACUGCUGCUGCGCUGCGCCGGAGGACGCGUCGAUCGUCCUCACGACCGUGCACCAGGCCAAGGGCCUCGAGUGGGACACGGUCGUGCUUGCGGACGACUUUUCGCCGACGCACGACGGCUGUGCGCCCGCGCUGCGCCCGCGCGUGCAUCUGCUCGGCGCGUGCGACGAGGUGAACCACAUGUACGUCGCGCUCACGCGUGCGCGGCGGGUACUGUGCAUCCCCCCCGGCGUCUAUGCGUGGGUCGCGGCACGAGAAGGCAUGUACCGCUUCCGCUACGCCGAGAAAAGCGCCAAGGCGCAGUGUCCGCUGUGCCGCACGCAGCGCGUGGCGCUCGUACAGCUGUGCAUGCCGUAUUCCGAGUCGGCGAGCCUCGCCGAUGUCCCCGUGUCAACGGCCGCACACACCUACGACGCGUCGCUCUUUUCUAUAGGGUGCCUCGCGUGCGUGCGUGCGCGCCUCGGCCUCGAUGCGGACCUCGAGGACUUUGUGCGCUGGGUCGACGGGUGCGGCGUGAGCACGACGACCGGCCGCCUGACGCCCGCGGCCGUUGCGCGCACCACACGCAAGCACGCGCCGUCCGCGCCCCGUGCGGUGCGCGCCCCCGCUUUUUCGACGUGCACUGAUCGGCGUGAUUUGUAUGCCGCGCUGCUCGAAGAGAUCAAGAGCAGCGUGCGGCGGUGGCGCGAGAUGCGGCACGCAUGGGUUGCCGAGACUACGGGCCCCGAGCCUAUGGAGACAGACGAAUAG